Molecule: messenger RNA, 2202 nt
Organism: Phytomonas sp. Hart1
Lineage: Eukaryota; Euglenozoa; Kinetoplastea; Trypanosomatida; Trypanosomatidae
Source: the annotation of a GenBank genome assembly
AUCAUCAGGUUACCUAGCGUUAUGUCUCACAAGAUAUCAGCUUCUCAAAAUGGGAGUUUUUUAUGUGGAUCAACCUUUCUUGGUUGUAUUACUGAGUCUAUGCAGUGCACAUUCUCUUACGUUCAUCCGAACACUAAUGGGGACUCAUUUGAUUUAGUAAGCCCUGUUUAUACAGCUUUCAGUCGUCAUAUGUCUACUCGUUCAUCGCGUGGGAUGAACAAAAAAGGCACAUCCAUAAAUAAAAAGGAUUAUAAGGCUGGAGACCAUGCUGCUCUUUGUUAUAAUAACUCGGGUUCAUUUUUUUCGAUUUUGAUUCUCCGUUGUGACACUUGGUCAGUUCAGUGGGCUGUCGCCUCCUUACAAGAGUCUAUGUCAAUAUGCAAAAUAGAGCUUUUGGAUGCACAUCUCUUGUGUGGCUUAGCCUCAACAAAUUCUAAUGUGCAUCGUGUAUUUAUUGCUUCUCGUCUUAAUUGUAAAUAUGUUAGCGAAAAGGAAAACCGUUCACUUCGUCAUUUUUUAGCGCAAUCCCAGUUCAUUAAACUAGGGGUUGAAUCUGAAAAUAUUAUUACGAUUACAGCUGCGCGCGCUAAUUCUAUUAUUAUAUUAACCGAGUUGGGUUCACUUUGCCUCGUCAAGAUUGAAUUUAGCUUCAAUGUACGAGAACUCAAUUGGAGUAUCACCGAGAAAGCCAUUAUUACCGACAAAUUGAGGUGUGUUUCAAAAGGAACCGAAAUGAUCUUCUCGACAAAUGGUGAUUGUAAUACACUGGUAGUAUAUUCCCAGGAAAUUUCAACGUUAAAUAUAAUAUCCUUUUCCACUAAUUAUGAAAAUCCUAAUGGUACAAUCAGCCAAAUAAAUAUUCCUGAGAAUUUUCAGUUGAGGUGGGUUGAAUUUGUCGGCCCUUAUCACUUUGUUAUGGCAUUGGAGGAGUGUUCUUCUCAUACAUCAGCUUUUCAGUUUGUCAGCUUCUUUACAUCUGCUGAUAACACACUGGAGUUCGUGCAGCAUGAAGUGGUGCCGCUAAAAAAGGUUCCAGUUGUGUCUUUCUAUAACGCAAAAACUGAGGAGCACGUUGUUGUUUGUGCAAACAUGGCGAAUUGGAGUUCCAUUUUAAAGGAAAAAAUGAGCAUUGAUUUAUUGAUACACAAUAAAUUUUCAUUUGCUAAUGGUCCAUAUUCAAAAAUUGAAACCACGGCAGUUUGGAAGCCUUUUUACAUUGGUCAUGAUAAUUAUCAAGAUUCACUGACUUUAGAAAACGCUACCGAUAACUUAAACGAUGCUUUGAGUUUAGUAGCACCUGAAGACACCAAUCCAACGACUUCAUUGCGCCUUUUUUAUCCUCUCCUUAAUUCAACCGAAAGUGGCAGCUGCGAAGUUUCGGUUUUCUCGGUGGAGACGUUACCCUACCUUCACAAUCGUCUGGUAAAGCAGUUCCACAACGCGACCCAAGGGCUUCGCCAUCUCCUUUCUACCCGUCAUCCGAUCAUGCACCCUUUUCUGUUCUCGUGGAAUCCUCGCCACCUCCGUCGUGCGCUUCGUUUGCUCAGUCAAGAGCAGCUAGGGGCUUUAUUCCACGAUAUCGCAGAGACCAUGCGUCACGCAGCGUCCGGGUCUGUUUUGGCCGCUUCGAAUUAUGGUGAAUUAUCAACUGCAGGAUGUAGUAUCGCAAUGCAGAUUAUCACACUCUCUAAACAAAUAGGUGUGGUUCUUGAUAACAAAGACGUAGAAAUUUUGUCAGCCUUGUUUCGGUCUUCCCGUGAGGUUAGUCAUGACUAUCUUGGUUAUUUGUCUCGCAUGAAACUUAUUCUUGAGAGCUGUACUCAACAGCGGCGAAUAAAUAACCUUCUUUACACUAGACAAGAUGUUACAAAAGUUCCUGAAAACCAAGAGGUUGAUUCAACACCGAAUGAGUUUUCACCUGUUUUUAACAAUUCUUACUCGAACCCAGGACUUCAGACGAAGUAUGACAUGAACUCGUGGGCAAAUAAUUUGAAGAUACACAUGCCACAACACAUUAAAGUAGCGGAGGCGGCUAUGCAGCACAUCACGGAUGCGUACGAUUUCACCUCGUCCAGGAAGGAUAAAAUUCUAAGUGAUUGGGAAUUUUUAGGUCGAGAGCCCAAUUUUGAUGCGACCUUUAAUCGAUUUGAGUCUACCCUUAUGGGCACUGCAUUUGAGAGGGAAAUGACAGAUGAUAAGUAA